UUUUGAAAAUCGUUUUGUGCAACAUUUCAUAGAAUUUAACUUUUCAUUCCUGCGAAUUAUAAGCAGACUUGAUGAUUUAUGUUAUCGGGUGAUCAAAAUUCUAGUCAUUUCCAUCUCGUUCCCGUGAAUUUGAUGAACGGGAUGAGACAAGUCCCAUAAAAUAACGUUUUUGGAUAUAUGACGCAAGAUAUGAUCAGGCAGUUACUCUUUGGUUUCCUGUUAAUCCAUUCAUCUCUUGCCAAGCAUGUACAUCCAGGCAAUAACAAACUUCCAAGACGAGCCCGGUUACAAGCAAUCCCUGCUCCCGGGCCAGGCCCAGGAAAGAAAUGGCUAACUUUAAAUGGUGGGGAGCCGUUGGUGAUAGCCCAAGGCGGGUUCCCAGGGUUAUUCCCAGAUUCAUCUGGGGUGGGCUAUACUGCGGCUUUGGCAUUGGGUGUGCCUGGUACUAUCAAGUAUUGUAACUUGCAACUAACAAAAGAUAAUCUGGGAAUUUGUCUUGCGGACAUAAAGCUUGAUAAUUGCACGGAUGCAGCAACCAAGCUCCCAAAGCAACAACGAAGGCACAACAUUAAUGGGCGGGAUAUUGAUGGAUGGUUCCCUAUGGAUUUCCCUAUGGACGAGCUAAUGAAGAAUGUACAUUUGGUGCAGAAUAUUUAUUCAAGAGCGAAUGCUUUCGAUUCUGUCUUCCCUCUUCUAUCACCAGACAGUGUUUUCGGAAUGGAGCCAAAGGGCUCACUAUGGUUGAAUGUUCAGAACAAUGCAUUCUGGAGCUCAAAUCAGUUAAAUGUAAUACAAUACAUUGAUGAUUCCAAAGAAUACUUUGUGGCUGAUUACAUAUCGUCACCGGAGAUCGGUUUCUUAAAAUCGGUAGGUACAAGUAAGACCUUUGAUAGGAUGAAGACCAAACUUAUCUUUCGAUUCUUGGCUGUUGAUGAGGUAGAGCCCACUUAUAAAGAAACAUAUGGUGCGCUUGUAAAGAAGCUUGCGAUGAUCAAGACAUUUGCCUCAGGAAUACUAGUCCAGAAAAACUAUAUAUGGCCUGUAGGUAAAGAUGGAUAUCUGCAGCCAGCAACCACCUUAGUAGCUGAUGCUCAUAGAGAAGGCCUUACAGUGUUUGCUUCCGGUUUUGCAUCUGAUGUAUUUUCAAGUUACAAUUACAGUUAUGAUCCCACAACUGAGUACUUGCAGUUCAUCGAUAAUUCACAAUUUUCUGUUGAUGGGGUCGUUACAGAAUUCCCAGGAUCUGCUUCCAAGGCCAUAGCGUGCAUAGCUCAAAGUCCAAAUCCGAGCCGAAAGAUUGAAACUGCUUUGGUAAUAUCUCACAAUGGGGCGAGUGUUGAUUAUCCUGGUUGCACCGAUUUUGCAUAUAAGAAAGCUAUAAAUGACGGGGCAGACAUAAUCGAUUGCAAUGUUCAGAUGACCAAAGAUGGUGUUGCGUUUUGCCUAGACUCGGCUGAUCUACUGGGAAAAACUAAUGCAGCAAUGGCUUUUAUGGACCGAUCUACUACCAUACCAGAAAUCCAACCAAAGAGUGGCGUUUUCACAUUUGAUGUCACAUGGACAGAGAUUAAAUCUGUUAAGCCGUUGAUUCAAAACCCGUUUCAGUCUGGUGGAUUGUUACGAAACCCCAAAUCAAAGAAUGCUGGAAAGUUUCUAACACUGCCAGAGUUCUUGGAGCUUGCUAAGAAGAAUGCAUCAACGACGGGUAUUCUCAUUGGUAUCCAACACGCUGCAUAUCUAGCAUCUAAGAAAGGCCUUGACAUCAUUGGCGUGGUCAGUAGUGCACUCAAAAAUGCGAAACUGGACCCCAAACAACAAGUUCUGAUCCAAUCUGACGACACGUCUGUUUUAGCAAAGUUCAAGGCAUCAGCACCAAGUUACCGUAGGGUCUUGUUGUUCCACAAGCCGAUAAGUGAGGCACCAAAAGCAGUUACUGAUGACAUCAAGAAGUACGCCGAUGCAGUGAAUGUGGUCAAGAAAUCGAUUGUUCAGGAAAGUAAGAUCUUUUUUACUACUACGUCGACGAAAGUGGUUGAAGAAAUGCACGCGGCAAACAUCUCGGUGUACGUUUCAGGAUUCUCGACGGAGACUCUAAGUAUGAUGCUCGAUUACUAUAGUGAUCCGUACACUGAGCUUGCUACGUUCAUGACAGAGGGUGUCGAUGGUGUGAUCACUGAUAACCCAAAAACCGCAAGUACAAAUAUGAGAAAUCCAUGUGCAGACCCGAAUAGCACGGCGCCAUUCAUUUUUCAACCGGUUAAACCGGGGGAUUACCUAACACAAGUUGAUCCGAAGGUUGUGCCACCGGCUGCAGCGCCAAUACCUCCACUUCAGGUGACGGAUGUUGUCGAUCCGCCACUACCUCCAGUUAAUGAUGAGGCUCGAAAACAUGAAUCCAGUAGUUCCGGCCAAAGCAUAACUGCUGUUGAUAUGAUUGCAAUGGUCUUAUUGAUGAUUGGGCUGAUCUCUAUAAUUGGGUGUUGAUUUGUGGUGAUAUUUGGUUUGAGGUGAAAUGAGAGUUUGUGUUUGUACCAUGCGAAGCUGUAGGAUUGUUGUAUGCACUUCUUAGUAUAAUUUUUUCUUUUCAUUUUUGGUAGAAGAGUAUAGUUUUUAAGUUGAACUUGAUAAAUUAUUCCUACUUGAAAUCUUUUGAUUAGAUUUUUCGAAAAACAUGCAUGUAACUCUCUGCA
Molecule: messenger RNA, 2690 nt
Organism: Erigeron canadensis
Lineage: Eukaryota; Viridiplantae; Streptophyta; Magnoliopsida; Asterales; Asteraceae
Product: glycerophosphodiester phosphodiesterase GDPDL7-like
Exons: 8
Coding region: 178-2484 (768 amino acids)
Biological process (GO): lipid metabolic process
Molecular function (GO): glycerophosphodiester phosphodiesterase activity
Source: RefSeq, a predicted model, not a curated record